GUUUCAGCUGGCGAACUGCCGCUCGUUUCUUCCAAGGCCAAUCUUCCAAGACCAUGUCGGAACCCGUUGAUUCAUCGCAUAGGGCUGGGGUGGUGGGAAGGGAUUCGUCGGUUUUCAUGUUUGACUGAUUUUUCUAUUUUUGGGAAUCACAACAGACAGCUCUUUGUUGUGAGGUGUGAAAGGUGACCAAGGUGAGGCAAUGUUGGUGUAUAAAGAGUGUCCCAACCAUCACCUGGAUUGAUUGUUCCUUUUCCAACUGCAAGCAACAUCAUUCCAUCUUCAUUGUUUACUUUCCCUUUAGUCUCUUUUCCUAGGAACAAAACAGUCGUUUUUACUCUCUUUCACGGGUUCAUCUUACACUUUCAACAUCCUGGGCAGGUCCACGUUCUUUCUUCAAACAUAAAUCUCUCUUCUAUCCUGCAUCUUUCCAGGCGUCUGUGACCCAGUACAUCUCAAACGAAAAAAAAAAAGCAUUCUUUAAGCAUUCAUCAUGGCCAACGGCAACAUCUUCAGGCUGGUGACUUGGGCACUUACCAUCCCCAUCGUCCUCUUUUAUGUCCUCUCCCUCGUCGGCUGCAUCUCCAACUCCCCCGGAAUCCCCGACAUCUUCCUCCUCAAACUCACCACCCCCUUGACCGAAACCCCCUACCAGGUGCGAGUCGGCUACUUCGGCCUGUGCGCCGGCACCGACGACGCCAAGCUCUCAUGUCUACCAUCCUUCUCCCUAGGCCGGGCCCCCGGCACGACCGUCUUCAACAGCACCCUCCCCGCCGAGCUGACGCGCCUCGUCGAGCUGGGGCACGAGGUGCAGGUCAAAGUCAUCUUCUUCGUACCGUUGCUGCUGGCCUCGGUCCUCUUCUUCGUGUCGACCACCACCGUCUUCCUGUGGCGCAACGUGCCGCAGAUCUCCCCCAUGGCCGCCACCGUCGCCUUCCUCAUGCACAGCCUGGCGUUGGGCCUGCUGCUGGCCGCCGCGACCGCCGUCAGCAUGGUGGUCAACGCCCUGCACUUUGCCGUGGUCGAGAUCACGCGCGGGCAGAACGAGAUCAACGUCGAGGGAGGAAAAGCCCUGCAGACCUUCCAGUGGUUGACCGUCAUCUUUAGCUGCGUCUGGCAGGUCUGCAUCCUCAAGCGGUACAAGACCGACAUGACUGGUGGGAAGCGCAUUUAAAAAAAAGGGGAGGAUGGUGUUGAGCUAAAGCUAGGGGGUUUAGGGAGUAACAAAACUCGGCCGCCCCCUUUUUUUUCACUGCAAAAGUUGCGAAUUAGCUCACAUGAGGUGGAGUUUGUCGUCUGCUCACCAGAUUGCAUAUUGGCGGAACCGGCAACUUCGAAUCACAGUUUUCGUUUUUCGGCAAGGGCCUGACAGAAGUCAGCACAUAAUAAAAGAGGAAGUCCGGGAGUUCAUCGGGGUGUUAAUGGCUUGUUGUAUUCGAACUGCCGGGCGUUAUAUUUCCUAGGUAUUUGUCUUUCCUUUCUCUUACCUGGUUGGGCACUCGAUAUAAUGGAAACCAGAAAAAAUCAUAAUGGUGGCGCAUGGAACAGAAUAACAAACAUAAAAUAAAAAUCAGGGGAAUAGGAACCAUAUACGGUCCUUCCCCCAUCCUAAACACUUUCAUGUCAGCCACUGACAUGUCACGCAUUCAAUACCAAUAGUAUGGUGAUGUGAACAUGAAAGCAUGAUUCAAAACGCUCCCAAUGCGGGUUUUCCAAUAUACUAUGAAGCAGAACCAAGUUCAAACGCGGGAGUUGUGGAAAAACUAAAAAAAAAAAUAAAAAGAGUCCCUUUGUUCCCCAUGUCAAAACGCCGAAUGCCCUUCCCGGUUCACCGAAUCCGCCGAUAAUAAAGAAUCAGACACGCGCCUUACUCGAAGCGCGGAAGGUUUAAACGUCGCGAAUAAACAAGAUAGGCCAAACAUAAAAACUUAUUUGAUAUGCUGGUGGUAAAAACGCAGUCGUUCCAGCGGCGGGGUCCCCUUUUCUGAUAUGUUUUGAGUUCGGUUUUUUUUUAUUGUUGUGGAAAUGAGGAGAUGGUCAAGACGAGAGAAAAAUAAUUCCAGGUUGCGAAACUGCUUGAGCGGAUAUAAACCGGUAGGCCGCCCAUACGAGAGUUGGUAUCAUGAUGGGGAGUAAACAAAUGAGAUAAUGUUAAAAAGAUAUGCGUUGCUUAGAGAAGUGGAUAUAAAAGGAGAAAAGAAUAUGUAUUAUUAUAAUGUGGUCGUCAUUUGUGGCAUGGCGGAUGCGUCUGGAGGGUGGAAUCGGGAGGCAAGAGUGUCGUCGGUAUCGAGAUGCUAUAGCCCGUAGUCGUGUUUGGCACUAUGUUUGGUGUCGAGAGUCCGAGUCGUGUCGGUUGGAAUGUUCGGUCUAGGAUUUACGUAUCGACCAGGGGACGUUGGGCGUCGGACGUUGUAUCUCAUGCUCGUCACUCGGUUCGGGUGAAUGUUCCAUCUGUUCUAACAUGUAGAAUGGCAAGGAGGUCCCGUGUAAUUCGAGGCAAGUCGAGUCGAGUUGCGAGCUUUGCUGGCUAUCGUUUUAGUCGUUCAAUGGAAGUGUAGAAACAUGCGACAGGGAGCAGGGUAGUGGUGUCGCGUGUUUUUGAUGUUGCCAAUCUGACCAAACGAAACAAACUGUGGUGGGUUUGUUUCUUUCUUGAAGGAUCGGCAGGUAACCUCAAUCGACAACUCGAUCGACCUCGUUUGCGCUGCAUGACCGACGUUUAGAUCGUUAUCGCAGCGAGCCGCUUCUCGGAUACAAAGUCGUGACGGUUGAAUCCAGGUACACGUUUUCCCUCCGCGGUUGCCUCUUGUAGACGCGAGACAGCCAUGGCUACCUAGGGUUGUAUGUAAUGUCGACAAAAUCUCUUGAUUGAAAGGUCCCCAUGCUAAAGUCUAUGGGACCUCUGGAGAACCUAAAGUUCCACGUCGUGGUUUGGAGGUGUGUGAUUCCCGUUUCCUUCUUGAGCGAGAUGCGCUUGUAGAGGUGCAGGCAGUCGGUAACGUAAAAGACAAACAACAGAGUAAAAAACAAGACGACGAGGUGCCGUAGCCGCAGAGGGCUACCGCCAGCGGCUCCGCAACAGCACCAACGACUCUUCUUCCGGCGCGAUGGCGAGUAGUGGUGCUGCGCCUUUGUGUGAUGUAUGUGAUGCCGACCGCGGCCUCCGGCUCCGGGAGACGUGUCGGCCGGCACGUGGUAGCUUGGGAGUAUCGACUUGCCCGACAUGUGGCAAUGAUGGGUCGAUAAAAGGAUCGAAGGUUGGAAAGGCGAAGCGCGAGCACCGCACCGGCGAGAUGGGCGAGAUUGGACACGACCAAGAACGAAGAAUCAAUGUCGUCGUCCUUUGAUGUCGAGUAUUGACGGGUUGUAGAGGUCGACGACGAUUAUGGUGAUUAAGAUUAGUUUGUCGUCGUCAAAAUCGUCCUCUUCCUCGUCCUCGUCGUGGACUCGCGUGCCAAUGGCGCCGGGCGACCGUGCUUGCUGGUGCUGUUUCGCGUCGUUCAAACUUGGGCUUGUGCGGAACAGAAGGAUGUACCUAUUUACAUGGGGGUCGGCUUUUCUUUUCUUUUCUUUUCUUCCCUCUUUUUCUUUUUCUGGGGAAACGGUUGGAUUGGGGGUGGUUUUAAUUAGAUGGCCCUCUUUUCUUUCCCUUUUUUUCUGCCAAUCGAGUCCUAAAAGGUUUAGGUUACCAUCCGUACUGCGCCGCCUUUUUUUUUUUUUUUUUUUGGGUGGAUUGUCGGGUUUG
This is a messenger RNA of Pyricularia grisea, 3742 nucleotides long. RefSeq lists its product as uncharacterized. Bases 491 to 1171 code for a protein of 226 amino acids. The record is from RefSeq and is a predicted model, not a curated record. NCBI's taxonomy places the organism in Eukaryota, Fungi, Ascomycota, Sordariomycetes, Magnaporthales, Pyriculariaceae. Gene Ontology annotation, cellular component: membrane. The transcript has 2 exons.